GCUCUUCACAAGCAGCAGAGGAAGAGGAGGCAGGAGGAAGACGCCUCUCCGUUUGCUCUCUCAGCUUCUGGAUCAGAUUCUCCUGAUUCCGGGUUUCAGGAUUGGAUUCCUCCAGAGAAUUUAGGCAAAGUGCUGAAGAGCUGCAGCUGGAGCGACCCGUUCAGGCGGUUCUGGAAAUCAAGCGGAUUUUUCUCCUGGUUAUUUCAGAGUCAAUGUUCUGCAGAUGUUUCGAUCCUGCUGUGACGGGAGGAAAACCAGCUGGAACUGAUCAAACAGUGUUGUCUAAGUGGGUCAGAACCGGACCUGUACCAUGUGAAGCUGAACUCCUACAAACUCUGCCGGAUCACCCAGAACCCUUCGCGUGGUGAGGACGGGAAUGCGGCUGCAGCUGGACCUGAGGGAUCAUUGUUGAGUCUGAUCAUGGGUCAGCCCCGUCGCUGUUAAACCCGGUUCUCCUGGGGGUCAUGCGGUCCGACCCGGACUGAAGACAGAUCCAGACCCAGAGGGAUCCGGCUCCUCGGGGAGAUGGCGGCGGCCAUCGCCAGCUCCCUGAUCCGACAGAAGCGCCAAGCGCGAGAGUCCAACAGCGAGAAGGUCACCACCAACAAGAAGCGCUCCAGCCCCAGCAAAGACCCGCGCUCUCUCUGCGAGAGACACAUCUUCAGCGUCUUCAGCAAGGUCCGAUUCUGCAGCGGGAAGAAGCGGCCGGUUCGCCGGAAACCAGAGCCGCAGCUGAAAGGCAUCGUGACGCGUCUCCACAGUGAGCAGGGCUUCUUCCUGCAGAUGCUGCCCGAUGGGACCAUCAGUGGCUGCAAAGACGAGAACAGCGACUACACUCUGUUCAACCUGAUCCCCGUGGGCCUCAGGGUGGUGGCCAUCCAGGGUGUGAAGGCCACCCUCUAUGUGGGCAUGAACGCCGAGGGCUUCCUCUACACAUCUGAUAUUUUCACACCAGAGUGUAAAUUUAAGGAGUCUGUGUUUGAGAACUACUACGUCAUCUACUCGUCCACCCUGUACCGGCAGCACGAGUCGGGCCGGGCCUGGUUCUUGGGUCUGAACAAGGACGGCAUCAUUAUGAAGGGGAACCGAGUGAAGAAGACUAAACCCUGCUCACAUUUUGUCCCCAGACCCAUUGAAGUUUGCAUGUACAAGGAGCCGUCUCUGCAUGAGCUGGAGGAGAAGCUGCUGAAGUCGUCGCGGAGCCCGACACUGAACAGCGGCCGCGCCAGGAGCCUGGACCGACCACAGCGGCGGUCUGCCAACUCCUCCACAGAGCGGGAGGCGUCAUAGCCUGCAGCGCCCCCACAGGAGGAGGAGGAAGAGGAUGAGAACUCCCAUUUUAACAAUCCCUGUGUUCAGCAACUACAACCACACCGACCAACCGCCAAGACAACGAUAAUGAAGAAAACAAUGUAAAAAGAUUUUAAAAAUCCGGGGAAAUUCUUCUUGCUUGUGAUGAAAUAUUUUAACGAGCAAGGGCAUGGGGGAGGGGCUUGCUUGGAAAUGAAAAAAAAAAAUAAAAUAAAUCAGGACGUUGAUGAUUGAGAUUUACAUUUUAUGCAAAGAGUCCUGCUGAAAUAGUGCCAGGAGGCUAGCACACCUAUUCCUCAUCAACACAUUGUAAUCAUCAUCAUUUCUGUCACAAUGAUGACAAAAUAUCUGUGGAGUCGGGCAAGCGCUCCGAACUCUGAAGCUUUAAGCCAUGUAGAAACUUCACUUCUCUUUGUUUUCUAAUGAAUGCUAAAACCUUCGCACUCCCCACACGCUGUGCUUCUUUUUUUCUCCGUGUUUUCUGUCGAAUCAGACGGAGGAUGUUCUGUUUCAGGUGCCACAAUUUGUUUAGUUUCUUUGUUUGAAAGGUCAGGGACUUGUUCUGGGCUUAGUCACAGACACUGCCGAUUCAAAGGUCCGGUGAGGUAACGGUACACAGGAACUUCUUGGGUUGUCCGGACUGGACAACUUUCUCUAAGCAGAGUCAGGAGAGGGCCAUAUUUCACUGUCAAGAUCUGUGUAUUUGUUUGUUCACUACAAACUACACAAAGUCCACUUUUCUGCAUGUUUCAGAUUGUUCAGCACUGUUAGAGUGAUUUCUCUGCUCCCACACCUGCACCGCUUUGAACCUCUUUCUAGGAAAACCAUCUUCAAACAUUUCAAAGUGUGGAGCUUUAACCUUUGAAACAACAACUUUAGUUUGCUUCUCGAAAACAAAAAUGAAAGACAACAAAGCCAGGUGCUCUUGAUGAAAUUCAUUUGAAGAAAAAAAAACAUGAUAACAGAUGUUAGCAGGAACUAAAAUUAACAACUUUCCCCUAUUUUACCUUGUCUUCAUAAAUAAUCUGAUUAAAUAUUCUGUCAAACAUUACUAAAAUCACCAUACAAGAAAACUGGUAAAAUCAUUUAACAUUUCUCUGUUUAAGUUUUUACCUGAAUGGAAAUGCAUUUUGUUGGUAGGGGGUGCUUUCUGCAUGUCAGUUGAAGUUAAAGACAAAAAAAGUUAGUAUGGAAACAAAGUUUUACCACAAACCUGGACCUUGAAUUUAAUGUCCAACUCACUGGGAAGAAGGUUCAGUUUGUGAGGACUUCAGGUCCUGAUAAGGCUGGUGACCAGACUGGGUCCUCAUGGCAACAUAAAAACAAGAACACACACACACACCUUUAGUUUUUCUGUCAUCCUUGUUACAUGAAAUUCAUUUCCAGCUAAAUGUUUGUCUAAAUAUAACCCAAAAAUUUGGACUUUAAUACCUUUGAGGUUAUUGAGAAUGCUGAUGUUUAAGCCAGAAAAGCUCCCAAUGAGGCAACAAAA
Molecule: messenger RNA, 2803 nt
Organism: Poecilia latipinna (sailfin molly)
Lineage: Eukaryota; Metazoa; Chordata; Actinopteri; Cyprinodontiformes; Poeciliidae
Product: fibroblast growth factor 12
Exons: 5
Coding region: 526-1290 (254 amino acids)
Molecular function (GO): growth factor activity
Source: RefSeq, a predicted model, not a curated record